Messenger RNA from Oikopleura dioica, 5619 nucleotides. The record is from the annotation of a GenBank genome assembly. Lineage: Eukaryota; Metazoa; Chordata; Appendicularia; Copelata; Oikopleuridae.
AUGCACAGGGCUGUUCUGGGUGUGCCGGACAUAACCUGCACCGCCUGCGUUGAGACAAUCGAAAGUCUAUUCAAGAAUGAUGAGUUUAUCAAAAUACGCGUUAAUCUCGUUCCCGAAAAGGAAGCGAUUGUGUUCUGGGAACCGGAGAAAACUACCUUAGCAGCAAUUAGAGAACGUAUCGAAGAUGCUGGCUUUGGGACAAAAGUAUUGAGUGAGAACUACGAGACACCCGAUAAUUAUCUCGAGAAACGAACCGAAUUCCAGAUAGAAGGCAUGACUUGCUCAUCCUGCACUGGCACCAUUCAAGGAGCACUUGCCGAUCAUGUUCUGUCAUGCGAUAUUUCUUUGGAAACGAAGACUGCUUCUAUAACUUACAACGAGUUCGCGAUUUCUCCGGCGAAGAUUGUUGACCUUAUUGAAGACUGUGGCUUCGAAGCAAAGUUGAAAUCUGCCGUUGUUACCACGCUGGAACAUGUUAAAAUUCAAGUUCUUGGAAUGGUUUGCAUGUCUUGUGUUCACACGAUUCAAGAUGUCCUUGGCGCUUAUACAGGAAUCAACUCAGUUGUCGUAUCGCUCGAGAAAGAAGAAGCCGAUGUCACCUUCCAGCCUGAUCUACUUACUGGGGCUGUUAUCGCUGCGCAUAUUGAGGAUAUGGGUUUUGAAGCCUCUGUCAUAAACCUUGAACAAACAGAAUAUCUCAAGAGCACUUUCAACAUUACUGGCAUGCGUUGUAAAUCAUGUGUUGGCAAGAUCACGAAUGGAGUGGAGGGCCUCUUCGGCGUCGUCCAAACUGUUGUGAACCUUGAAGCUUCGUCUGGCUUCGUAAUUCACUCUUCCACUGUUUCGCCUGCGGAAAUUCAAAAGCUCAUCGAGUCAAUGAAUUUCACUGUUGAACAUGUCGGCUCGGAGAAAGACGAUUACUCACCUUCACCAUCUUCUUUGCCGAGAAAAACUCCGCCAAAGAAGAAGCAGCAGAUCAUGAACUCAACCGUCUCAACAACAACUUUCAUCAAUGCAUCUGGCGAAACUGAGAAAUGCUCCAUCAAGAUUUUAGGGAUGACAUGUGCAAGCUGCGUGGGAAAUAUUGAGCGGACAAUAUCCAAAGCCUCAGGUGUUCUGAGCAUUGUUGUGUCGCUCAUGUCUUCCCGUGGUGAUGUUAUUUUCGAUCCCUCGCUGACUUCCGCGAAAGAACUGGCGAACGCAAUUGAUGAGAUGGGAUUUGAAGCUUCUGUAAUUUCCACCGGAGGAUCUACUGAAGAAAAACUUACGCUCACCGUGACCGGAAUGACCUGUGCGAGCUGUGUACGCAAAAUUGAGCUGUCACUGAAAAAGAUUCCUGGCAUUUCUGACGCUGUUGUUUCUCUUACUACUUCAUCCGCUCUUGUUACACAUGAUAGAUCCGUCAUUCCAGCACGAGAAAUUAUCACAGCUGUAAAGGACCUCGGAUUCGGUGCUGAAAUUCGAAACGAGACGGAUAACUACGCUCUCCUGGAACAUAAGGAUGCUAUAAAUAAAUGGCGGCGUUCAUUCCUCGUCUCACUCUUUUUCGGACUCCCUGCUAUGAUUCUCAUGAUGCUAUUCAUGCUUCCAUCGCACGACGAAGCAGUUAUUCCCCCGCAUAACAUAAUUCCAGGCUUAUCCGUAGAAAACUUGACGAUGUUUAUUCUUUCGACGCCGGUUCAAUUCUUCGCCGGAUGGAAGUUUUACAUCGCAGCAUGGAAAGCUAUCAAACACAAAUCACUCAACAUGGAUGUUUUGAUUAUGAUGGCUACGACAAUCUCAUACCUAUACUCAGUUAUUAUUGUUGACCUUUUUCGAAACAGUUCCCAUGUUGAUCACUUUUAUCUCUUUGGGACGAUGGCUGGAGCAUAUUGCGAAAGGAAAACUUCCGAAGCUCUUGCGACUCUUAUGAAAAUGGCGCCUUCAGAAGCGACAGUCGUUCAGUUUAACAACGGCCAGGUCGAGAAGGCGGAAGUAGUGAACAUCAGCCUCGUUGAGCGAGGUGAUUUAGUUCAAGUUAAGCCCGGAGAAAAGAUCCCCAUUGAUGGCCGUGUUAUUGAUGGCAAAUCAUCGUGUGAUGAAAGUUUCAUUACAGGCGAGUCAAUGCCUGUCACAAAGCGAACAGGAGAUUCCGUUUACGCGGGAGCGAUAAAUAACAAUGGUUCAAUUAUUGUCAAAGCAACGCACGUUGGCGGCGAUACAAACCUGCAGCAGAUUGUUCGAAUAAUGGAAGACGCGCAGUCUAGCAAGGCUCCAAUUCAGCAACAUGCUGACGUCAUCGCCGGCUAUUUUGUGCCCGUGGUUAUCAGUUUGUCCCUCAUGACUCUUAUCGGAUGGCUUAUUGGCGGAUUUAAAAAUCCAAGCGUUAUUCCUGAUCGGAUGAACAUGAAGAUGAACAUGACGGAAACUGAACAUCAUACAGAACAUCUGGGUCACGGAGAAGUCGCUGUAACUGAGCGAGUAGUCAAUUUUGCAUUCCAAAUGGCAAUCACUGUUCUCGCAAUCGCUUGUCCUUGUGCACUCGGUUUGGCGACUCCUACCGCUGUCAUGGUUGGUACUGGCGUUGGCUACAAAAAUGGUAUCUUGAUCAAAGGUGGCGAAGCUCUCGAAAAAGCUCAAAAGAUCGACUGCGUCGUCUUCGACAAAACGGGAACUAUCACCUAUGGAAAGCCAACUGUAUCCGUAUUCCAAAUCUUGACGUCAAAGAUGCCUAAAAAUGACAUCAUUAGAAUCGUCGGCUCAGCAGAGAGCCAGUCAGAACAUCCGCUAGGAACGGCUGUGUGUAACUAUGCGAAGAAAGAGCUCAACACUGAAGUAAUGGAGCAAGUUUCUGACUUCAAAGCUGUCCCGGGCUCCGGCAUCGAAUGCAAGGUCGCCUCGAAGUACAAAGUUCUCAUUGGCAAUCGCUCGUGGAUGACAUCAAAUGGUCUGAAAGUAACAAAAGACAUGAAUGCAAUGAUGAAGCAGCACGAGGAGCUUGGCCGUACCGCUGUAUUGGUAUCUAUUGAUGGACUUCUGUGUGCGAUGAUUGCAAUUUCCGAUCAACUCAAGCCGGAGGCUCAGCAAGUUGUCCACGUUCUUCAGAAAAAGCUCGGAUGUAAGGUUGUCCUUCUCACCGGUGACAACCAAAUCACAGCUAAAGCCAUCGCUCGCGAAGUCGGCAUCUUUGAAGUCUUCGCUGAAGUCCUUCCAACGCAUAAAGCCGAUAAGAUCAAGGAUCUCCAAGCUGCGGGAAAGACUGUUGCCAUGGUGGGCGAUGGUGUCAAUGACUCGCCCGCUUUGGUUACUGCUGAUGUUGGAAUUUCAUUUAAAACUGGAACUGAUGUCGCCGCUGAAGCCGCUGACAUCGUUUUGAUGAACGACAAUCUUGAGGAUAUUGUGGCGGCGAUUGACCUUUCAAAGGCAGUCGUGCGAAGAAUCAAAUACAACUUUGUCUUCGCCUCUGCUUAUAAUCUUGUGGGCGUUCCUAUCGCUGCUGGAUGCUUUGUCCCCAUUGGCUUUGCUCUUCAGCCCUGGAUGGCAUCUGCAGCCAUGGCUCUCAGUUCCGUCUCCGUUGUGACCUCUAGUCUUCUUCUCAAAAAAUACACCAAGCCAUACUUUGACAGUUCUUGGAAGAAAGGCGAUAUGCUCAAGGAGGACGAAGUGCUUAUUCAGACCGGGAGAAACUUUAUCGACAAAAUUGCCACCAGCUUGGUAGAAAUUAGCGAGAAAUUCUCAAAUGGUUCUAACAACAUCGUGAAUCCGACACAACCCUUUGGUGUCCCAUUUGGCUUUCUUCACCCAGCUCUUCUUUUGCAUCAACAACAGCAAGCCCAACAGCAAGCUAUGCUCUUGCAACAGCUCCAACUAAAACAACGACAGCAACAAGUAGCGGCGAUGCAACACACCAAACUCGACCAAGAGAUAAAACAAGAGCUCACUGCGAAGAGUAACAAGCGCGAAAAAUCCGUCAACCGACUUUCCACAGGACCACCAUCAGAUUCAUCGGAAGGUUCCGCAUCUCCACCAGCGAAAUCGCCUCCAAAAUCGGACGACAACAAACCUACUCUUGUUUCUAACCUCAGAAGACAUAAACGAGAUCGUAAACCCCGAACUCCCUUUUCCAGCGAGCAGUUAGAACGACUUGAAUCAAGAUUCGCAGAGAAGCAGUACUUGACAAUUCCAGAGCGAGCAGAAUUCUCUAAUGAGCUGAAUCUCACUGAAACUCAGGUUAAAAUUUGGUUUCAAAAUAGGCGAGCUAAGCAGAAACGACUCGCCGAGGCCGAAAUUGAAAAGGUUCGCUACAUGGUCGGAACUGCACAAGCACAAGCUCGACUCGGCCUUCUAGGCUCGCACUUUCCCGAAAAGAAGAAAUCAGAGUCAGUAUUUCUCCUCGGCGAGUUGAAAAAAUGCGAUUUACUGAGACCGCUUACUGAUGACCAAUUCAAGGAAAUGGUCGCCGUGGCAAAACGUCGAGAAAUUAAGAAGACAGAAUUUAUCAUCAAAGAAGACGAAGACGGAAAGGAAAUUUUCGUCUUGGAACAAGGGCGAAUUGAAGUGUCGUAUUACGAUGAAGAUGAAACUUUCGGGGAAAUCGCGCUCGUCUUCGAGACCACGCGCACUGCGAAUAUCAUUGCGGUUACAGACUGCACCUGCUGGACCGUCAACAGGGACGAGUUUGCUGCCAUCAUGACAAACAGCAAUAAGCAGAUUUAUAUCGACAGAUCGACGUUUUUGCGAAAAAUCGAGUUUUUGAACCAUCUCUCCGACUACGAAGUCGCCAAAAUUGCCCAUGUUGCUUGGGAUGAGACAUACAAAAAGGGAGAAUUCAUUGUCAAAGAAAAAGAACAAGGCGAUACUUUUUACAUCAUCAAAAAAGGCAUCUGUAAUGUCUACCAAAAAUCUGGAAAGGAGCAAAUUCUGAUCAACCAGAUGAACGUUUUUGACCAUUUUGGAGAAAAAGCGCUCCGACAAGCAAAUGAGACUCGAACUGCUUCGGUUCAAGCGGUUGAAUCUGUUGUUGAGCUGCUCGUUUUUCACCGCGACGAUGUUUUUAGGUUGAUUGGAGAUAUAACAGAUAUUUAUCCUGAACGACCGGUAGAGCGCAUUGGAAACACGACUCUUCAAGACUAUGUUCAAGAAGAACAGCUUUCGAUAAAAGACUUCAAGGAGCUGAAAACUCUUGGAAUCGGUGGAUUCGGUCGCGUUGUAUUAACUCAGCAUCAAGAACCGGGGGAGAAGCGAUGGACUGUCUGUGGCACACCUGAGUAUAUGGCGCCAGAGUUAUUUCUGAAAUCCGGGCAUGACUUUGCUGUGGACUACUGGGCAAUCGGAGUUUUACUUUACGAGUUGUGCCAGGGUGAACCGCCAUUCAACGAUCCAAAAGAAGUCAUCAAGGGCAUCAAACAUGCAAAGUUCCCAGUGAAGAUAACUCCCGGCGGAAAAAGUAUCAUCCAGUCAUUCGCAAAGCAGCAAGCGUCUUUGCGGCUUGGCAAUUUCAAGAAUGGAUUCCAAGACAUUUUCAAACACUGUUGGUAUUCUUCAUUUAGUUGGGAAAAGCUCGAAAGUCGAACAAUGACAGCUCCCUGGAGACCGAGUCUCGACCAUGAAACGGACACCAGAUACUUUUCUUCGCAAUGA